UGAAGAGAAGAAUUAUAAAGAUUAAUUGAAUCACAACUACAGAAAUAUGGGUGAACACAGAGGAGGGUGGAUAUUUUUGAUCCUGCUGACAUGCUUUGUGUGGAUUGUGAUGGUCGUAUUUAAUGCCCUGGCUGGGGGUGAAGGGCAGAAGCUUGGCAUAUUCAAAAACAGUACUGGAGAUGUUUCGGAUGUCUUCAACCUCCAAAUCACACCAGCAGGAUGGACAUUCAGUAUAUGGGGUGUUAUAUAUACCUGGCAAGCCCUAUGGUUGGUGUAUGCUUUAUCUACGAUUUGUCGUAAGACUCAGCAGGGUAACUACAUCUACACACUCCCCGUCAUGCCUCCUGUUAUCUACGCAGUGUACAUCUUCAACAACCUCAGUAACAUUGCCUGGCUGUUUGUGUGGGACAGACAAGAGAUUAUUGCCUCUUUGGUAGUUAUUGCCUUGACACCCCUUACAUUGUAUGUCUGUCUGUAUUUCUCCUUCACUCGUCUGUAUCGUAAUCUUGGCCUUCUUACCAAACAAUUUGCCACCAAGGACAUCUGGUUGAUCAGAUUUCUGGUUCAGAAUGGGCUGGCUAUGUAUGCGACUUGGACCACAGUGGCAACCCUUCUGAAUGUUGCUAUGGUGAUGAUCUAUAAAGGGGGUGUAGAUAAUGCCUUGGCCUGUACCAUAAUUCUGGGUGUUCUGUCAUUUGUUAUCUUGCUUUGGUUUGUCCUGGACAAUUUUGUAUUUGAUAACUACACAAGGUACACUUUCACACCAAACAUUGUCUUUGUAGUGGCACUGGCCGGUGCUACAUCUAAAAAUUACAACCUGGACACCAUGGAGAGAAACUCCAUCUUUCUGGUUGUCAUGUUGAGUGUUGCUAGCCUUUUGUUGCUGCUGAAGUUGCUUAUCAUGGUGUACAGACACAUUAGAAAGCCAAUUAAUCCAAAUGUGGAAUAUGAACCCACUAUUUAGGCUAAAGUAGAAAAUGAAGUUGUGGAAAAUGGCACAACACUUCGUCAUAGGGUUUGUUCAAUUUAAGGUCAAUUAUGACAUCUUUACAACAAAUAUUUGUUAUCCAAGACAUUGCUUGUAGAUUCAAAAUGCCAGACAUAGUUUUCUUUGAGGAAAACUUUAUUCAUGACUUUAUGUUAAUUCAUGUACCGGUAUUCAUAUGUUUUUAAAUUACUGACCACUUUAUGCUUUAAAUGGCCUUGUAAACAUUGUAAAUUUACAAAGUUGUCAUAUGUCAACUUCCAAACAUCAAACAAAUUCAUACUUUCAAAGUUUUUUGCUCAGGUAGAAGUAAUAAUAUAAUGUGAUCUUUAAAAGGUUCAUGAUUUUUCAUAGAAAACAAGAAAAAUUUGAAAAUGUGACCAUCUUUAUGAGUCAUAAUGUAGGCACAGUGAUGGGUGUCAUAAAGUUUUGGUUUGAGUGAAACGAAUGUAUUCUGUUUAAAAUUUUUAACAGUGCCAAACUGAACACGAUUACCUUUUUUAACGUUUAAGUAACAAACAUUUUUAAGAUGUGCCUUGUUUAAUUGUUAUAACUGUAUACUGAAAUAUUAGAAGAAUAAAUAUAUUUUAUCCUAUGUUGGAGAAAUGAAUGUUAUAUAUAUAUAUAUAAAAUUAUUUUCUUAAGCUUGUUUAAGGUAGCAGCAUUAUUCAGUACGUAAGACUGUAACUUUUCAAACUAUGUUAGUUUCAUAAAUGGUGCUAUACAUGUAUUAUAAAUUUACAAGGAAAAGAACAAAACAAUAAAUCUUGACUGCAUUGUUUAAAAAUCCAAAUACAUAUGUUUUAAAACAUGGUCAUUUUUUUUAUGUAACUCAAGAUCUGGACUAUAGUCAUUGUGUUAUAUGUAUUUUUCUCUACAUCAUCAUGUCUCAUAGAUUGAACAAGACUUCUUGAAAAUUUGCAAGAUGUUUUAUUUCACACCAAAGGGUAACUAAGGACUUGUGUCCUUUAAUGUUUGUCCUAGUCCCUAUAUAAUGACAUUUUAGUCCUCACUCUCUUUAAAUUUUUUGAUGUUUAACUGUAUAUAUAUGUAUAUAGUUCAUUCUGUGCAUUAAAUUUAUUUCAGAAAACUGAAGGUGCUUAUUAUUGUAUGUAAAAGUUUUUGUAUUCUGUUGAAACCAACCUUCCGUGCAUGUUUUCUCUGUUAUAUACUUGUAUAUAUGUUACUUAUUUAGUUGUGAUGUCAUCUCUACCUCUUUUUAAGGUUAUCUUAUUUACUGAAAGGAAAAACAGAAAAAAAAUCACAUUAUUCAUAAUUAUAGAUCAUAAAGUUUGAUUGAUUUAUCCAUAUAUUACUAGUCACAAAUAUAUUUUAGAAAAAUAAAUGAUAACACAAAA
This is a messenger RNA of Saccostrea echinata, 2343 nucleotides long. RefSeq lists its product as uncharacterized. The transcript has 3 exons. NCBI's taxonomy places the organism in Eukaryota, Metazoa, Mollusca, Bivalvia, Ostreida, Ostreidae. The coding region runs from base 47 to 964 and encodes 305 amino acids. The record is from RefSeq and is a predicted model, not a curated record.